AUGGCUGGGUCCGGUAACAGUCCGCUGUUGAGAGACCAGUGGAGCGCCCCCAUCGACACCAGAGACCAGAGGGACCGAGGAAGGCAGAGGCCUCGAGGGUCGAACCGUGAUAGAGGGAGGGACAGAUUCCGCGACAGAGAGCGUCGUCGCCGGUCCAAAGGGAACGGACCUAUUCCCCCGUUACGGUCGCCGCCACCUUCGCGUGCUCACCCCCAAUCAGAGCUUGGAGGACCUCGUUCAUACCGUGAAUUCUCUCCUAAUAACAUCUCUGCGCGUGGUUCAUCCGGUCUGCCGUACUCUGAGCCCAGACAGCGGCAGAAUCAAGAUCAUCACCAAUUUGCCGAGCCUCAGCCUUUGGCAGGCGAGAAACCGACCGGAAGAGAUUAUCGAAGGGACAACUCUCCAUCUGCACCUCCUCCAUUCAAGCGAAAGAGAACGCAGAGUCCGUCCCCGGUGAGAUCCUACUCACCUCGGCAAGACCCUAGCCAUCACCAUCCAGCUUCGGAGCAGUUUGACGAAUUCGGUCGGGGCUACCCUCAUAAAAAACGUGGACGAUUUCCGGGGCGUGGCAGGGCGCGUCGAAGGUCUCCUAGAAGAGGAAGAGACCGGCGUAGGAGGGAAUCCGAUCGGUUCAAGGGUCCCAAGUCCCCUGUGCCGGGUCCCAGGUCACCGAGGAACCCCCGUGAGCGAUUUAACAGCCCGGACCCUGCAGGCGACAUCGACCAAGAGUAUCGCCAUCGAUCGACUUCGCGCCAUUCCAUUAACUCGGCUGCUUCAAGAUUUACAGCGAUCUCGUGUCACAGCUCGAGGAUUGACGCAACAAUGAAUCCUAGACCAAUCCAGUCUGCGAUGGACAGUUCUUUCAGAUCUCCAUCUCCACCUCGACCAGUCCCCAGAUUCGAUGCUGUAAUUGCUGGCGUCCCUCCAGACGGAGACCCCAAUGCGCGUGAAACGUUCCCUUUCCAUGCAGAGCGGGCAUUGAAUGCCAAUAAUAACCAGCGCUCUCACCCCUCACGACCACAUGCGGAUACGAGUCAAUACUCCACCUCACCAAAGUACGGCCCAUCCAGUAAUUCCUAUCAGGGAUCCCCUCAAUCUACGUCACCUCACCCUGGAGGACGUGGGGGCUUGAGUCUGCACAUUCGUCUCCAUAUCGUCAAAACAAUUAUCCUUCUCAGGGCGGCUCGCAAGACCAGUACAAUCAAGGUCAAGCUCCGCCGACUGGUCCAGCCAACCACCCUCAAUCGUAUUCGGGUCCUUCUUAUCGUGGUGGGCAUUCAGGUUAUCGUGGAAACUUCCAAAGUCAUGGCCGCGACCGGCGAUUUUCUGGCUCUGGUCACUCAUCCUACAAUACUGGGCCGUCCGGGCGAGGCCGUUUUAACAGUUUCCAAUGGAGCGCUCGCGGCCGCGGCGGCUCUCACAGUCCUCAUACCACUCAUGCAGAGCCCUCACAAAGCCCUGCGCCCCUCCCAGGGGCAGAUGAACAGAGUUUCAGAUCUGCAAGGCGUGGAUCAAGGUUCAAAACCAUUUUCCGAGGAUGGGGAUUUUCAGAAGAUGUCUCGACCUACACAACCAUCCGACACCAACUCCACGCCAAAUAAAGGCGGCAAGUUUAGCUUCGCCUUCAAAGCCAAAACCACGCCUGCCCCUGCCCCCAAGCCAGUUCCGGAUCUGGCACAGAGGAUGCAGGCUCGAGAACCCCCACCUCGUGUUGCUGAGCCUCCUCGCAGCAGAGUGCCUCUUGGCCCACCGCCGCGGUUCAAGCCCGAGCCGCGCUUUGAUCGCCGCGAUCGAGACAGAGACCGGGAUCGGCAUCGAAAUCGAGAUCGGGACAGAGGGAGACGCGACCGGCGAGACUUUCGACGAGAGCCGCCUGAUUUCCGUGAGCCUAGAGAUAUUCGUGACAACCGAAAGGAAGAUCGCCGCUUUGACCAGCGACAUGACGGCAGGAAAGAUGAUCGCCGGCAGGACCCUCGUCCACCUCGCGGUCCUCGGGGACGUUCUCCGGGCGUGAAGCAACCCCGAAUAUUGACCCGACCCAAACCUCGUCCUACUCUUCCAGAAGAGUACGCGAAGUCCGAUUCCGUUUAUUACCGAAAGCCAGGGAACGAGUCCGUUAUUGGUGCUGGCACCUACGGAAAAGUGUUUAAAGCAAUACAUGUCUAUACCCAAAGGAAGGUGGCUCUCAAAAAGAUACGUAUGGAAGGCGAGAAAGACGGGUUCCCUGUUACGGCUGUUCGAGAAAUCAAGCUCCUGCAGCAUCUUCGUAACCAUAAUGUGGUCAGUUUACUCGAAGUUAUGGUCGAGAGGAAUGAGUGUUUUAUGGUCUUCGAAUAUCUUUCGCACGAUCUCACAGGUCUCAUCAAUCACCCGACCUUCACCCUCACUGCUGCUCACAAGAAGGAUCUCGCCAAGCAAAUGUUUGACGGCUUGAACUACCUUCACCACCGGGGCGUUCUGCACCGCGACAUCAAGGCAGCAAAUAUCCUUAUCAGCAAUAGGGGCUUGUUGAAGUUCGCAGAUUUUGGAUUGGCGCGGUUUUUCUCUAAGAGUCGCCAACUUGAUUACACCAACCGUGUGAUUACGAUCUGGUAUCGGCCACCGGAGCUUCUUCUCGGAGAGACUAGAUACGGCCCCGCCGUAGACGUUUGGAGCGCGGGCUGUGUGUUCGUCGAAUUGUUUACAAAGAAGGCUGUCUUCCCCGGAGAAGGGGGCGAAAUCAGUCAGCUUGAAAAGCUCUACACCUCUCUUGGGACGCCAACCCGGGCUGAAUGGCCUGACCUUGUGGAGAUGCCCUGGUUUGAGCUCAUGCGGCCGACGGAGCGCAAGAAGCGAGUCUUUGAAGACAUAUACGGCGAAGUACUGUCUCCGGCGGCUUUGGACCUAGUUUCUCAGAUCUUCCGAUACGAUCCUGCGAAGCGACCCUCAGCGGAGGAAGUACUGACGCAUUCCUAUUUCGUGUCAGAGGAGCCAGCUCCGCAACAAGCCGUCGAGUUGGAAAAUAUCGAGGGUGACUGGCACGAAUUCGAGUCCAAAGCACUGCGCAAGGAGAAGGAUAAGGAAGCUCGUCGCGCAGAGUAUCAGAAAGAUAAAGAGAAAAGGAAAGCCGCUCUGUCAGCUCCGCAAAGCGAACGGGAGACGAAGCGCGUCAGACAAGAUGUGGAGGAGAACCCACAGCCCUCGGCACAGCCUACUGAACAGUAG
This is a messenger RNA of Aspergillus pseudoviridinutans, 3204 nucleotides long. Its product is annotated as putative protein kinase. Gene Ontology annotation, cellular component: nucleus; cyclin/CDK positive transcription elongation factor complex. Gene Ontology annotation, molecular function: RNA polymerase II CTD heptapeptide repeat kinase activity; ATP binding; cyclin-dependent protein serine/threonine kinase activity. The record is from RefSeq and is a predicted model, not a curated record. The transcript is spliced from 4 exons. NCBI's taxonomy places the organism in Eukaryota, Fungi, Ascomycota, Eurotiomycetes, Eurotiales, Aspergillaceae. The coding region runs from base 1 to 3204 and encodes 1067 amino acids. Gene Ontology annotation, biological process: protein phosphorylation; transcription elongation by RNA polymerase II; positive regulation of transcription elongation by RNA polymerase II.